Molecule: messenger RNA, 679 nt
Organism: Ananas comosus (pineapple)
Lineage: Eukaryota; Viridiplantae; Streptophyta; Magnoliopsida; Poales; Bromeliaceae
Product: E3 ubiquitin-protein ligase ATL23-like
Exons: 1
Coding region: 86-514 (142 amino acids)
Source: RefSeq, a predicted model, not a curated record
CACUACUACUACUAUUCCAUAUAUAUACAACGUGGAGUAGAGAGAGGAAUAGAAGGAGGAGAGACCAAAAUAAAAGAAGAAGAGAAUGCUAUGGAUUCUCUUCCUGGGACUGUUCCUGGUGUGCGCGGGGAUGAGCCUGGUGUUCGCGCUGUACCUGUGCCUUCUGUGGUACGCGGCGAUCCGCUCCCCCACCGCGGCAGCAGCAGCAGGAGCAGCGGCAGCGGACGCGGCGGCAGCAGCGCCGGGGGAGAAGGGGUUGACGGAGGCGGAGCUGGGGCGGCUCGGCGGCGCCGGGGACGGGGCGUCAGUGGGGGAAGGCGGCGCGGAGUGCGCGGUCUGCCUGGACGACAUCGAGGCCGGGCAGGCGGCGCGCGUCCUCCCCGGCUGCCGCCACGCCUUCCACCGCAGCUGCGCCGACCGAUGGCUCGCAUCGCACCCCCUCUGCCCCCUCUGUAGGGCUCGACUCCUCCCCCCUCCUCCUCCUCCUCCGAUAACCGACGCUCCCUCCGAUUGAAAAGUUGUCAUUAAAGAUUAUUUCUGAAUUGUUUUCUAUUACAUUAUCUUCUCGCUGAGCAGCAUUUAUUUAGUCCCCAUAGUUUUUAAUUAAUCUCCCCAUUUACAUUUAUAAUUGGUCAAUUUAUUAUCUUGUUUAGUUAGCAUUUUCGUUGCUUGUUUGAAA